AUGGCGACACUAUUACCCCCUCCAAGCAAAAAGCAAAAACGCGAAAUUGCCGAAAGGGCUCGGGAACAACAAGAAAUCGACAUUGUCCCUCGAGAUCUCGGCAGUGUUGUACUGCAGUUUAUCGACGAGUCUACCGGAAAACCCACGAAGGGCGAGAUCAAAGUUCCUGUUGCGAAUACUACCGUGCGAGAGCUGGAGACUAUCCUGAAUAGUAUAUUGGAUAAUUCGGAACAUGACCGAGUUCCUUACAGAUUUGCAUAUAAAUCCGAAAAAGAAGAUGGGCAGACAAUUGAUAUUCUCUCCGAUCUCUACGACGCAUUGAUCAAACCCGGUGUAAAAACUACAGAAGAUGUUAUUCGGCUCCACUACACCCCGCAGGCCGUUUUUAAAGUGAAGGCAGUGUCGAGAUGCUCUGCGGCAAUAGCUGGACAUGGCUCUGCCAUCCUGGCGAUAGCUUUCUCUCCCGCGUCGUCAUCGACGAUGGUCACUGGUAGUGGUGAUAAUACUGCGAGAAUAUUUGACUGCAAUACCGGUACACCGAUCGAGACUCUGAAAGGGCACACGGAUUGGGUGUUGGCAGUGUCAUUUUCUCCAAAUGGUCAGAUGAUAGCGACGGGCAGUAAAGACAAGACAGUGCGACUCUGGUCUUCAUCCAAAGGGAAGCCACUAGGAACGCUCAAGGGUCAUAGUAGAUGGAUUAAUAGUUUAUCGUGGGAACCGUACCAUACUCAAGAGGCCGGACGACCACGAUUAGCGUCUGCAUCCAAGGAUACAACAGUGAGAAUAUGGGAUGUCGUCAAUAAGAGGAUUGAAAUGGUCUUAAGUCACAAAGACUCCGUGACAUGUGUACGCUGGGGUGGGAUUGGGAAGAUUUACACCGCAUCAUUGGACAAGACUGUCCGGGUCUGGUCUGCUAAGGAUGGUACUUUGAUUACCGCAUUGGGAGCUCAUACACACCGAGUCAAUCAUUUAGCACUUUCGACUGAUUUCGUAUUACGAACCGCUUUCCAUGACCAUACGCACAAGAUACCUGAGACAGAGGCUGAAAAGGUGGAGGUAGCGAAAAAGCGAUUUGAAAAGGCUGCCACUGUUGCUGGUAAAAUCACGGAGAGGCUGGUAUCAGCCAGUGACGAUUUUACGAUGUAUCUUUGGGAUCCUGAAAACUCAACGAAACCUGUUGCAAGGAUGUUGGGCCAUCAGAAAGCAGUCAAUCACGUCACAUUCUCUCCUGACGGGGCCUAUAUUGCAAGUGCUGCAUUCGAUAAUCACGUCAAACUCUGGAAUGCCAGAGAUGGGAAAUUCAUCAAUACAUUUCGCGGGCAUGUCGCAGCAGUCUAUCAAUGCUGCUUCUCAGCCGAUUCCCGUCUACUCGUUAGUUCAUCGCAAGACAGCACCCUAAAAAUAUUUGAGGUUCGCACGGGGAAACUUGUAAUGGAUUUACCAGGACAUGAAGAUCAAGUCUUUGCAGUGGACUGGUCACCGGAUGGAGAGAGAGUUGGGAGUGGAGGUGCCGAUAAAAAGGUCAGAAUCUGGCGACAUUAAGAACAUUGUAAUAAGUACAUAGGAUGAGAUACCCAGUCAUACCCAAGAUACCAGAUCAUUUUCAUCGUUCUUCCUACGAACUCAAACGCCAACGAUCAUAGAAACGUCAAAAUCAAUACAGCAAAAACAAUCAUGAGCCAAACAUCAAACACAUUCACUUUCAACCAAGUACCCAAAGAAACCAAUGGCUCAACAUUU
This is a messenger RNA of Talaromyces stipitatus ATCC 10500, 1740 nucleotides long. Its product is annotated as ribosome biogenesis protein Rsa4, putative. The record is from RefSeq and is a predicted model, not a curated record. NCBI's taxonomy places the organism in Eukaryota, Fungi, Ascomycota, Eurotiomycetes, Eurotiales, Trichocomaceae. The transcript has 4 exons. Bases 1 to 1542 code for a protein of 513 amino acids. Gene Ontology annotation, biological process: ribosomal large subunit assembly. Gene Ontology annotation, cellular component: nucleolus. Gene Ontology annotation, molecular function: protein binding.